Molecule: messenger RNA, 1538 nt
Organism: Coregonus clupeaformis (lake whitefish)
Lineage: Eukaryota; Metazoa; Chordata; Actinopteri; Salmoniformes; Salmonidae
Product: hepatic triacylglycerol lipase
Biological process (GO): lipid metabolic process
Molecular function (GO): triacylglycerol lipase activity; apolipoprotein binding
Source: RefSeq, a predicted model, not a curated record
UAUUCAGCUUCUGUGCCCUCCACCUAAAGUCUGUGUGUUUGUUGGAUUACCUGGGAGUCUGUGUCGACACCAUGGCUCUGGUCCGAGUGCUCAGAGUCCUGUGCUGCCUGCUGCUCACUUAUCACCUGGGUGAUGCCAGGAGAAUCAAGGGAAAUGGAAGAGGUGAGUUGGACCCGAAGCCUGUCCUGAGAAUGAAGAUGCCUCACAUUACCAGCACAGUCUUCAAGCUCUACUCUAAUGGUGCUAAAGACAUCGAGGACUUGUGCACGAUGGAGGCUUUCAGGCCACAUACUCUGACCGCCUGUGGUUUCAACAGCAGUCAUCUUCUCAUCAUCAUCACCCACGGAUGGUCGUUACGGCCUAUAAACACUCUGAUGGAGAGCUGGGUGCGUCUUGCUUCUGCUCUGAAGACCAGUCUUGGAGAUGUCAACGUGAUCGUCACUGACUGGCUUCUACAGGCCAAUAUGAACUACCCUAACGCAGCCCAGAACACCAGGGCAGUGGGGAAGGACAUAUCCUUCCUGCUACUGUGGCUGCAGGAGUUUUACAAUUUUCCUGCAGAGAAGAUUCAUCUGAUUGGAUACAGUCUUGGUGCUCACGUCUCUGGAUUUGCUGGAAGCUACCUAGGAGGACCGGCAAAGAUUGGAAGAAUCACUGGUCUGGAUCCAGCAGGUCCCCUGUUUAAGGGCAUGGCAGCAUCAGACAGACUGUCCCCUGAUGAUGCCCUCUUUGUGGAUGCCAUCCACACCUACACUCAAGAACGCAUGGGGCUGAGUGUGGGCAUCAAGCAGCCUGUGGCACAUGUUGACUUCUACCCCAACGGGGGUGACUUCCAACCAGGAUGCCACCCUUUCCAAAGCUUAAUGGAACAUUUCGCCUCGCAUGGAGUCAAUGGUUUUGAGAAGACAGUGAAAUGUGCCCAUGAGCGUUCAGUCUACCUGUUCAUCGACUCCCUUCUGAACAAAGACAAACAGAUCAUGGCCUACAGAUGCAGUGAUGACAAUGCCUUUGAGAAGGGUAACUGCCUGGACUGCCGCAAGAACAUAUGCAACACUCUGGGCUACAACGUCAGGAAGGUGCGCAGUGCCGCCGGCAAGAAGCUCUACCACAAGACUCGCUCUCACAUGCCCUACAAACUCUACCAUUACCAGUUCAGGAUUCAGUUUGUCAACCAGAUAGAGAAGAUUGGACCAGCAGUCACUUUGAGUUUGAAAGGAUACAAUGACAAUGAGCGUGAGGUGCAGACUGUCAGCUUUAAUUUGAGGAUCUCUGGCAAUAAGACGUACACCUUUCUAAUCACCCUGGACUCAGACAUUGGGGUCCUGAUGAUGCUGAAGUUCCGCUGGGAGGGUAGUGUUGUAAACAAUAUGUGGAUUAAGGUGCAGACCUUUAACCCCUGGGGCAGUGGGGGAAUGGGGCCCAAGCUCACCGUGGGCAAAAUUUGUGUCAAAGCAGGCGAGACACAAAAUAGGUGGGUAUCCAUCCCUCUGGGGGGCAAGGAGGGUGUGAGAUUGAAUUGCAUUAAUAAAGAUCAAUAG